AACACCCACGACACGUAGGCUGUGAAGUCCCAUAAAAUACAAUGAUUAAUGGUUGUAUUCGUCGUUAUUCGUGCCUAUUUCAUAUAUACAUAUGACAAUUAUUAUAGGGAUUAUAGAUUUGAUUCGGUUCCUAUCGUAAGGAGUUUUGAAUAGAAGUAAUUUAAUUGAAUGAGAAUAGUAAACCGAAAUAGAUGGGGGAGGUGAGGAAACUGCACAAGAAGUUGAGACAGAUUGAGAAUCUGGAGAUCAAGGCUUCUCUUACAACAGAGGAGAGAGUUAAGGUCUCAAAAAAGGCGGAGCUUCGCGCCAGAUUGGCUGAGCUGCUGCUGCAACUUUCUGGCCCCCAGCAAACCCAAAGCAUUGUGGGAAAGAGGAGUGAGGAGAUGAAGAGACAAGUGGUGGAGAAUCCUGCGGCUCCCUCUGUCCAGUCACCCGCUCCCAAGAUGCCCAGAGCUGCAAGCCCAGAAACAGGAAAUGGACAGGAGGAAGGGGAGUCGGAAGAAGAACCAGAUUCACAAGCCAUUCCUGCCUCAACAGAAACCAGCAGCCGGCAACAACAAGAAGAAUCAGAAUUUUCAACCCUCAAAGCAUCCUGGGAAGCGACGAGAUUUCGGCUUCGAACUCUCGAGGGUCACAGUGACAUAAUCACUUGCGUGAUUGCCGUGGACAACCUUGUGAUCUCUGGCAGCCGCGAUACCACGGUGAAAGUGUGGCAUGUUCCCACGGCAACAGAGCAGCGCAAUCUGGGGGGUCACACUGGUGGAGUCACCUGUCUCUGUGCCCCCCCUCCAGAGUUCUGCAGGAGGAUGGCACGGUUCCUGGACCUCAGUGAAAAGGAGAGAUUCAUCCUCAGUGGCGCCGCUGACUGCUGCGUGAGAAUCUGGGUGCUCAGUUCAGGCCAAUGUGUCAAAUCCAUCUACACCUUCAACGCUGUGACAGCCAUCUGCUUCAUUCCCGAGGGACACGGAUAUAUCAUCACUGGAUCAGAUGGAGGCAAGGUCCAGGCGUGGAGCUGGCAGUCCAUGGAGAACUGUCAAUCAGUCAACGCGCACGAGGAGGCCGUCACCGCCCUACAGUCCCAGGGUCCCCUGGUGUUCAGCGGCUCGGCGGACGGCGGCCUGUGCGUGUGGGAGGUGCGCGCGUCCUCGCACGGGAGCCCCCUGCAGCGGCUCCAGGAGUGGGGGCCCUCGGUGACGGGCUGCGGCGGCACCCAGGCGGGUCACGGGGGGUCACACCGCGGGCACCUGGCGCUCAGCCCGCGCGGCGACCGCGUCUUCAUGGCCAGCGGCAGAGCCAGCAUCCGGGUCCUGGACUGGAGGAGGGGCACGCUGUCCAGAAUGACCAAUCACAGCAGCGCAGCCGGGGUGACGGAUUGCAUCAAUCAGACAUCUGGCCUACUGAUUGGCUCUUGCUUUGAUCUGGCCACUGGAGAGAGCACGUUGAACUUGUUCACUCUUCCCCGGUGCAGGUACCUCGUUUCUCUUAUCUCACCUGAGACACCCAGAAUCCUUUGCUUCUCGAUGUGGCGGACCGCCAGCGGAGACCACCGCUGGGUGACGGGCGGUCGGGAGCUCACGGUGUGGGAGCAGCUCCCAUCCAAGACGAAGCAGAAGGGAGACGUUGCGGUGAAGCGAGACAGCCGAUUGGACAGUUCACUGAUGGAGUCUGAAGAGGACUCGGAGGAGGAAGUGGACGAGGAGAGCGAUGACUACAGUGAGGAGGACUCCAUGCCCCAGGAUGCCUCUGACACGGAGGGGGUGGCCGGCUCCUCGUGGCUGCGAUGUGUUCUCCAGUGACAACCGGCUGACCGCACCGCCACUGGACCGGAGAGAGGCGACGCCUCCGAGCGAUGAAGAGGGACUCGGGGAAGAAGGGAGCGAGGGAGAGUGGAUCAGACAGAAGGAGGAAGGAGAAAAAGAUGAGAGGAGGAAAAAGACACACAGAGAGAGGAGGGACUGGGUAAUGGAGAGAAUGAGAGAGAGAGAGAGAGAGAGAGAGAGAGAGAGAGAGAAAGAGAGAACCAGAGAGCAGAGAGAGAAGAGAGGGGGAGUGAAGUGUGACAGAUUGAGUGAGGGGCGAUUGAGAAGAGGCAUACGGAGAGAGAGAGAGAGAGUGAGAGAGAGAGAGAGAAGUGAGGAGGAGAGAGCCCAGAGAGCAGAUUGUUUUCCAUGUAAAUGUUGCCUGUUGUUUGCAAUAAAACUGCCAAAUUGUGAA
Sardina pilchardus (European sardine) is the source of this 2214-nucleotide messenger RNA. RefSeq lists its product as uncharacterized. Gene Ontology annotation, molecular function: U3 snoRNA binding; protein binding. The record is from RefSeq and is a predicted model, not a curated record. The coding region runs from base 192 to 1796 and encodes 534 amino acids. NCBI's taxonomy places the organism in Eukaryota, Metazoa, Chordata, Actinopteri, Clupeiformes, Clupeidae. The transcript is spliced from 13 exons. Gene Ontology annotation, cellular component: small-subunit processome.